Molecule: messenger RNA, 1475 nt
Organism: Beta vulgaris subsp. vulgaris (sugar beet)
Lineage: Eukaryota; Viridiplantae; Streptophyta; Magnoliopsida; Caryophyllales; Amaranthaceae
Exons: 2
Coding region: 62-1204 (380 amino acids)
Molecular function (GO): zinc ion binding
Source: RefSeq, a predicted model, not a curated record
AGGUAAGCACUUUGCCAUUAAUUUGUACUUAUACAUACAUUUAACAUAUCCUAAACAUGCUAUGAAUACUAAAACAAGCUCUUUGGUGGCAGGGAAUACUCAAUGCAGGCAUAGUGUCCUACCUAAAGCAGAACAUAGGCACUGUGCACGCCAUAUCUUUGCACUAUGGCACAAGAAUUACAAAGGUGAGGAGUUCAAGUUUAUGUUUUGGAAAGCUGUUUGGGCCUACAAUGAGGUAGAUUACCAGGAUGCACUGGAGGAGAUGGGGAAAGUAAGUCCAAGUGCAGUUGAAGCUUUCAAAGGGUAUGAUCCAAGGUGCUUUUGUAGAGCAUUUACAAAUACAGUGACCAAGUGUGAUGUUGUUGUGAGCAAUAUGGCAGAAACCUUUAAUGGUUAUAUACUUGGUGCAAGGACAAAACACUUGAUAUUCAUGCUUGAAGACAUCAGGACAUCACUAAUGCAAAGACUAAUAGCUAAGAGAGAAGAGUUGGAGAAGUACAAAGGGAGUAUUUGCCCUAGAAUUCAAGCAAAACUGGAAAAAGAGAAGGAUUGGGCAGCUUCUUGUAAUGUGAUGCCUUCUAGCAAAAUGGUAUUUCAGGUGUCCCAUAGGUUAGACACUCUGACAGUUGAUCUAACAAGGAGAGUGUGUACAUGUAGAAAAUGGGAAUUAACUGGAAUUCCAUGCUGCCAUGCUGUGGCUUGCAUCUUUUUUUUGCACCAAGAAGCUGAGAGUUAUGUGCAUGAAUGGUACAAGAAGGAAACACACUUGCUUUCAUAUUCAUCUGCCAUUCCCCCAUGUGUUGGGGAAAGGCACUGGCCAAGAGUUGAAUUGCUAAUUGAUCCACCUCCAAUUAAGGUUGGUCCAGGUAGACCAAGGAAGAACAGAAGAAAGGAUCCACAUGAAGAUCCAAAGAAACCUGGAAAGUUAACCAAGCAUGGGACUCAGAUGACUUGUAGCUUGUGCCAAUCAACACAACACAACAAAAGAAGGUGCCCUGAAAAAGGUAAAGAAGUCCAACCACAACCCAAAAAGGGCAGAGGCAGGCCAAGGAAAGUUGGGAAUGGAUCAAUGGAUGGCACUCAGGCUAUGAGCUUUGACCACCACAAUCUCUCAGCACAACCCACACUCACUGGCAAAGGAGGAAGAGUUUUGUACAGAGGAAGAGGCAGCAGGGGUGCUAGCACUAGUAGGGUGCAUCCAUAAGCAGAGUUGCUAGCAACAAUAUAGGAGGUGGCAGGGGAGCUAGCACAAGCAGAGGUGGGAGGGGCACAUCUACUAGAGGCAGGAGAGGUGCAUCAACCACCACAAGGAGAGGUGGGAGGGGUUCAUCAAACACCAACAACAGGUUGGCAAAUUUAAUUGGAGUGACUACUAGCACUGCUGCAUGUGAUAUGAACAUCACCCACCCAAAUUGAUCAGUUCAGAAGAAGAAUUUGAAUAGUGUAAUGUGUAGUUAGUUGCUUUUUUCAGCAUA